Molecule: messenger RNA, 1855 nt
Organism: Rhinolophus ferrumequinum (greater horseshoe bat)
Lineage: Eukaryota; Metazoa; Chordata; Mammalia; Chiroptera; Rhinolophidae
Gene: MICU2
Product: mitochondrial calcium uptake 2
Exons: 12
Coding region: 38-1330 (430 amino acids)
Biological process (GO): mitochondrial calcium ion homeostasis; calcium import into the mitochondrion
Cellular component (GO): uniplex complex
Molecular function (GO): calcium ion binding
Source: RefSeq, a predicted model, not a curated record
CGAGGGGCGCGGGCCAUGAUGGGGCGCUUCCGUAAAGAUGGCGGCGGCCCGAGGCGUCCGGCUGGCGGCCUGGGGCGCGAGCCUGCGGCGCGGGGUGGCUGCCUGCCGGAGUGGCGUGCCGGGCCCUGGCCCCUUGGCGGCAGCAGUGGCCGGCGUGGCGCUGACAGGAGCGGGAGUGGCGUGGCACCACGGCCGCGUGAAUGUGACGGCGCCCGAGGGCAGCCUCACGGUUUUGGCGCAGAAAAGCGGAGACAGUAGAGACAUGAUGGGGAAGUUGUCUCUCCGUAAGCAGCGCUUCAUGCAGUUUUCGUCACUGGAGCACAAGGGGGAGUUUUAUAUGACACCACGGGACUUCCUCUUCUCGGUGAUGUUUGAGCACGUGGAACGUAAAACAUCAGUCAAGAAGCUGACAAAAAAGGAUAUGGAGAAUGUGUUGGCAGCAGUGCAAAGAGCUGGUUGUGGACCGAACUUUUUCAGAGACCUUGGCGAUAAAGGGCUCAUUUCAUAUACUGAGUAUCUUUUCUUGCUUACAAUCCUCACUAAACCCCAUACUGGGUUUCAUGUUGCUUUUAAAAUGUUGGAUGCAGAUGGUGAUGAAAUGGUUGAGAAAAAGGAAUUUUUUAAGCUACAGAGGAUCAUAAGUAAACAAGAUGACGUGAAGAUGAGAACUAAUGACACAGAAUGCCAGGAACCAACAGUGAAAGAACCUGAAAUUAACACAACCCUUCAGAUACAUUUCUUUGGAAAGAGAGGAGAAAGAAAACUUCAUUAUAGAGAAUUUCGAAGAUUUAUGGAAAAUCUACAAAUAGAGGUCCAAGAAAUGGAAUUCCUUCAGUUUUCUAAAGGUUUGAGUUUCAUGAGAAAAGAAGACUUUGCUGAGUGGCUCCUUUUUUUCACUAACACUGAAAAUAACGACAUUUAUUGGAAAAAUGUGAGAGAGAAGUUGUCAGCAGGAGAGAGCAUUAGUUUGGACGAGUUCAAGUCGUUUUGUCACUUUACAACCCACCUGGAAGACUUCACUAUUGCCAUGCAGAUGUUUAGCUUAGCUCAUCGCCCUGUCCGAUUAGCGGAGUUUAAGAGAGCAGUGAAAGUAGCCACAGGACAGGAGCUCUCGGACAACAUUUUGGACACCGUGUUCAAGAUCUUUGACUUGGAUGGUGAUGAGUGUCUCAGUCAUGGAGAGUUCCUGGGAGUGUUGAAAAACAGGAUGCAUCGAGGCUUAUGGGUACCACAGCAACUAAGUGUACAAGAAUACUGGAAAUGUGUGAAAAAAGAAAGUAUUGGAGGAGUAAAAGAAGUCUGGAAACAAGCUGGAAAAGGUCUUUUAUAGGAGAUCAUGUGGGAAUUUUAUUGCUCCGAUUGUCAGAAUUUGGGAAUUUUUUUUUAAGUACCAGAUGUUGACCUUCUUAAGUCUUCACUGAUUUUUUUUUUUUUGUAAUAUAAAGAUGCCUUGUUUGCUUUCUGAUUCAAUAAUAUCUUAAUAACAUUUAAUUAAUGAACUUAGUAAAAAGAAAAGACAAUAUUCUUCUACAAAAACAGAUUCUGUCAGAAGGCCUAGAAUUGAAGUAAUGCUUUGUACUUGAUGAGAUGGAAAACCUAGUUAUUCGCUGAUUUCUUAGAUACAGUAGCACAAUAUGCUGUCUGGAGGGGUCAGCAGUAAUUAUAGAAACAAGUAACUGACAUACAGGCCAGUAUCAAUUCUACAAGUCCUGAUGCGCCUCGCAGGCAAAAUAAGUUAAUAUUUCAGGUUUUCUCAUGUCUGCCUUAUGUCUUAUAUUAGUUGUCUUUAAAAUAACAAGUAAAUUUCAGUAUUCUAUCUGGAAACAAUAAAGUAUUUACAAAGAUACAAAAAUUA